AUGGCUCGUUCAUUCGCCUUCGCUGUCGCUUUAGCCGCGCUUGCCGUCAUCUGCGCCGUUUCGUCCGUUAGCGCGAUAACCGCCGCGCCAGGAACAACGCCAGCUCCGAACGCCAAGGGAAUUCCGGCAACAGGAACGGGAGCGGCGCCGAAGCCGAAGGCAGGGCCGCCGCCGACGAGGACGCAGCUGCGCGCCGAGCUGAAGAAGCUGUCGGCGACAAUCACCAAGAAGUACCCGAAAUACGCCAAGUACUCGACGCAAGUCAACAAGGCCAUCAAUGUCGCCCUGAACUCCAAGUACAACUUGACGGCGCUGCAGAGCGCUACGAUUCUGCUGAUGAACGACGUGGUGGCGGACCGCCUGUCGCUGCGCUUCAAGGGCAAGAAGAUCCCCAACGACGCGGCAUACAACUUGACGGCCGUGCAGAUCAUCGCGAGGCGCCUCACGCUGCCGGAUCUGCAGGCGAUCAAGAAGGGCCAGCUGCUGCCGACGCAGCUCAAGGGGGUCAGCCUCGUGAAGAUGUCGCCGGCGGGGCCGAAGGUGGUGCUGGGGCAGCAGGGCCUGGCGAGGCCGACGUGGAGCACGGUGCUGGACCCGCAGAUGUACGUCGGCCCGUACUUCGUCGCGCACGGUGUUGAUAACCCGCAGUUCCCCGUGGGCACCAAGCUCCCCGCGUAA
This is a messenger RNA of Closterium sp. Naga37s-1, 678 nucleotides long. The record is from the annotation of a GenBank genome assembly. NCBI's taxonomy places the organism in Eukaryota, Viridiplantae, Streptophyta, Zygnematophyceae, Desmidiales, Closteriaceae.